CUGUCCCUCUGAUGAGUUGUAUUGCCCUGCCCUGCACUUCUUCCCUACCACCACCACCACCUCUCCUACCUCCUACCCUCCCACCUACCUCUCUCUCCCCCUGAUCCCUCCUGAUUGAUUCGCUUCCCCAAUUCAUCCCAGGGGGCACCUGCGCCUGCAUCUCCUCACGCCCGGAUCCGGCGCCAUCAAAUUCGCCUGUUUCCCUGCCGCGCGCGGCACCAACAAUCAAUCUUCAACGACAGAUUUUUGGCGCUCUUUCCUUCCUUGCUUCUUGUGGUUGCCGCGAGCGCAAGCCAGGCCGCUAGAGCUGCUCGAUUCCUUGCGUGUGCCGGCGUGCGCGUACCAUGAGAAGAAGAUGAUGCGCGCCAAGCCCAGAGGUGUUACUACAUUCUUGGACGCCAUGAAGGACACCUCUCCCUCUCCUACUACCCCGGCGGCGGCCGCCAAGGAGGCCCUCAAGGAGGACGAGUGGGAGGUGCGGCCCGGCGGGAUGCUGGUGCAGAAGCGCAGCCCGGACGCCGACGCCCCCGCCGCGCCCGUCCCCACCAUCCGCGUCAAGGUCAAGCACAACGGCGUCACGCACGAGAUCUACAUCAGCGCCGAGGCGUCCUUCGGUGAGCUGAAGAAGAUGAUGUCCGCCAAGACGGGCCUGCACCACGAGGACCAGAAGCUCGUCUACAAGGACCGGGAGCGCGACUCCAAGGCCUUCCUCGACAUGGCCGGCGUCAAGGACAAGUCCAAGAUGCUGCUGCUCGAGGACCCCGACGCGCAGGCCAAGCGGCUGCUGGAGCAGCGACGCGCAGAGAAGGCACACCGCGCCGCCAAGCACAUCUCCCGCGUCAGCCUCGACGUCGACAAGCUCGCAACCAAGGUGUCGGCGCUGGAGGCCAUCGUGGGCAAGGGCGGGCGGGUCGUGGAGGCGGACGUGGUGGCGCUCACCGAGGCGCUCAUGACGGAGCUGGUCAAGCUGGACGCCAUCGCCGCCGAGGGCGAGGUCAAGGCGCAGCGCCGAAUGCAGGAGAGGCGGGUGCAGAAGUACGUGGAGACGCUCGACGUCAUCCGCGCCAAGAACGCCGCGGCGGCGCCCAAGUCCAACGGCAACGGCAAGGUCGACCGGUCGCUGCACCUGCCGCCGCGGCCGCCGCCCGUGUCGCAGCGGCGGCAGUUCAACAAGCAGCAGCAGCAGCAGCCCGCCGCGCCGGCGGCCGGCAAGGCCGUGGCGCCAACGGCGAGCUGGGAGACGUUCGACCUGCUGUCGUCGAUGCCCUCCACUUCCUCGGCCACGGCUACCACCACCAUGGCGGCCGCGACGACCACCACCACGGCCGCGCCCAAGAACGCCUCGCCGAUCCCGCGGUUCGACUGGGAGCUUUUCUAGAGAGCCGGCCACCGCGCCUUGAUCCCUUCCCUGUCCAUCGAUCCGGAUCGAUCAUUUUAGCGGUGCCCCAUUGUUUCCUUCCGCCGCUGUUCAUUCCCCCUCCCAUUUUACUUUUCUUCUUCAGAGUGUACAUCAAAAUCGACACAAGACGAAAGACCCGUGACGAGCCUGUUCGUUCAUUCAGUCCAGUCCAGUCCAGUGCAGUCCGUGCAGAAAAUAAGUGGUGUUGGGUUAUGCUGAAGAAUUUUCCAUGGCAAGAUAUAUAUAUAUAUAAAAGAUAUAGCAAUGUAUAUGUGAUUGGUUGAUUGAUUCAUACGUACUUACCUCCA
Molecule: messenger RNA, 1707 nt
Organism: Lolium perenne
Lineage: Eukaryota; Viridiplantae; Streptophyta; Magnoliopsida; Poales; Poaceae
Product: BAG family molecular chaperone regulator 2
Biological process (GO): protein stabilization
Cellular component (GO): cytoplasm
Molecular function (GO): adenyl-nucleotide exchange factor activity; protein-folding chaperone binding
Source: RefSeq, a predicted model, not a curated record